Fusarium verticillioides 7600 is the source of this 1580-nucleotide messenger RNA. Its product is annotated as mannitol-1-phosphate 5-dehydrogenase. Lineage: Eukaryota; Fungi; Ascomycota; Sordariomycetes; Hypocreales; Nectriaceae. Gene Ontology annotation, cellular component: cytosol. The transcript is spliced from 2 exons. The record is from RefSeq and is a predicted model, not a curated record. Gene Ontology annotation, molecular function: mannitol-1-phosphate 5-dehydrogenase activity. The coding region runs from base 212 to 1387 and encodes 391 amino acids. Gene Ontology annotation, biological process: mannitol catabolic process.
UGGCUUUGGUCUAGACAUCCAUAUAAACUCGUCUUCUCCCCCCCUCGAUACGGUCACCGUUUUCAUCCAUUCCAUUCCAUCCAUCACCACUUUCAACUCCUAAACACCUCUCUUCUAUUGCUUCCUAUUUGAGGCAUUCGCACUCUUACAUCUGAGACCUUCUUACAUACUCACAAUCCCACUUACACAUCAACCCCACACAACUGCAACCAUGGGCAAGACUGCUGUUCACUUUGGCGCUGGCAAUAUCGGCCGUGGCUUUGUUGCCUGCUUCCUUCACAACUCUGGCUACGAUGUCGUCUUCGCUGAUGUCAACGACUCAAUCGUCAACCAACUCAACAACACUCCCUCAUACCGCGUCAUCGAAGUCGGCUCUGAAGCUACCGUCGAGAACACCAUCACAAAUUACAAGGCCAUCAACUCGAGGACACACGAGGAGGACCUGAUUGAGACCAUCCGCACAGCUGAGAUCGUCACCUGCUCAGUCGGUCCCAACAUCCUCAAGUUUAUCGCCCCUGUCAUCGCCAAGGGUAUUGACCGCCGAUCAACAGAAGAGUCUCCCCUGCAUGUCAUUGCCUGCGAGAACGCCAUCGGUGCCACUGAUACCCUUGCCGAGCACAUCAAGAACAACACUGAUGCCUCUCGUCUUGAGGACCACCACCUCCGCGCCCGAUACGCCAACUCUGCUAUUGACAGAAUCGUUCCCGCUCAGGACCCCGAUGCUGGUCUUGACGUGACACUCGAGAAGUUCUUUGAGUGGGUCGUUGACCGCACUCCCUUUGAGGAUGUUGGCAUUCCCGACAUCAAGGGCAUCAACUGGGUUGACAACCUUGAGCCCUUCAUUGAGCGCAAGCUCUUCACUGUCAACACUGGCCACGCCACCGCUGCCUACCACGGUUACAACCGAAGAAAGCGCACUGUCUACGAUGCUCUCCAGGACAAGGACAUCAUGGCUGAGGUUCGCGGUGCACUUAUGGAGACCAAGAACCUGAUCGUCUCCAAGCACGCUAUUGACGAGGAGGCCCAGGCCGCUUACGUCGAGAAGAUCAUCAAGCGAAUUGGCAACCCCCAUCUUGAGGAUGCCGUCGAGCGCGUUGGCCGUGCUCCCCUCCGAAAGCUUUCUCGCAAGGAGCGAUUCAUCGGCCCUGCUGCUGAGCUCGCUGAGAACGAUCAGCCCAUCAAGUACCUCCUCGACGCUAUCGAGAUGGCCUUCCGCUUCCAGGAUGUCCCCGAUGACGAGGAGUCCAAGCAGCUCGCUGAGAUCAUGUCCGAGAACGGCCCCGAGGACGUUGUCAAGCAGGUCUGCGGCAUUCAGGACAACGAGAAGAUCUUCCCUCAAUUGGUCAGCGUUGUGCAGCGCGUCCAGGCCGACAGUGCUGAGGAAUAAGCGAUUUUCAUUCGGUGCGAUUAACUAGAAGAGAUGGAGCCACGGGUAUGAAGUGGCAUGGCAUGGCGUUUUACGAGAUAUGACAUACAAUUUGCUUCAAUGGCAGCAUGGCGCAGGAAAGGACUGGGAUUCAAUUCGAGCCUUAGGCAUGAUUAUAGAUUGAUAGCACUGAAUACAUCGGUUGCUCAACUAC